This is a messenger RNA of Cuculus canorus (common cuckoo), 4553 nucleotides long. RefSeq names its product DnaJ heat shock protein family (Hsp40) member C27 (gene DNAJC27). Gene Ontology annotation, molecular function: GTP binding; GTPase activity. NCBI's taxonomy places the organism in Eukaryota, Metazoa, Chordata, Aves, Cuculiformes, Cuculidae. The record is from RefSeq and is a predicted model, not a curated record. The coding region runs from base 139 to 960 and encodes 273 amino acids. The transcript is spliced from 7 exons.
UCGCGAGAUCUGAGGCUUCCGGCGCUGCGCUGGCCCCGCUGCGCGCGCUCCCUCGCUCCCUCCCCCCCCACCUCACUUCCAUAACUCCAUCCCGCAUCGCUCCUUUCCCUCCUUCUUUUACACCCAGCUCGCGCUGCCAUGGAGGCGAAUGCGCCGAAACGCAAGGAAACGCGCAAGUCCCUGCGGAUUAAAGUGAUCUCCAUGGGCAACGCGGAGGUGGGCAAGAGCUGCAUUAUAAAGCGUUACUGUGAGAAAAGGUUCGUCCCCAAAUAUCUGGCGACAAUCGGUAUCGACUACGGUGUCACAAAAGUGCAGCUCAGAGACCGCGAGAUCAAGGUGAACAUCUUUGAUAUGGCAGGACACCCAUUCUUCUACGAGGUGAGGAACGAGUUCUACAAGGACACGCAGGGUGUCAUUUUGGUCUACGACGUUGGACAAAAGGAGUCUUUUGAUGCGCUGGACGCAUGGCUGGCUGAGAUGAAGCAGGAGCUGGGACCCCACGGAAACAUGGAGAAUGUUGUCUUUGUCGUCUGUGCAAACAAGAUUGACAGCACCAAGCACCGCAGCGUGGAUGAAAGUGAGGGGCGGCUCUGGGCAGAGAGCCGGGGCUUUCUUUACUUUGAGACAUCGGCACAAACAGGAGAAGGGAUCAACGAGAUGUUUCAGACGUUUUACUCUGCCAUCAUUGACCUGUGUGACAAUGGCGGGAAGCGUCCUCCUUCCAGCAUGGGGGUUGGCUUCACCAAAGAGCAGGCAGAUGCCAUUCGCAGGAUCCGCAACAGCAAGGACAGCUGGGACAUGCUAGGAGUCAAACCUGGAGCCACAAGGGAUGAAGUGAACAAAGCCUAUCGGAAACUGGCUGUGCUGCUCCAUCCCGACAAGUGUGUGGCUCCUGGCAGCGAGGACGCCUUCAAAGCAGUGGUGAAUGCCCGGACCGCACUUCUCAAGAACAUCAAAUAGAGAACAGAGCCACUCGGAGAUGGAAACCUUCCCCUUCUCCCAGCUAGCUCCCAGGCAGCCACGGGGCACCCCUGUCCUCCUCACGCUUAUCGCUGGCAUGGACACAGAGGCUCCCAGCACCAGCUGUGGGAGCAGGACUGCAUCUGACUGGGCUGGAAAGGUGAAAGAGGAGGGAGGAGGGACCUCAGAGCCCUCCCUGCAUCAUCGUCCCACAGUCAUGGUUGGUGUUAAGUGCUGAAAGCAGUGAAGUCCCCACCUUCCUGGCUGUAUCUCACCUCCUGGGAGUUACCAGGCGUGGAGGGAUUUGGAUGUGUGGCUCUAACCUGUGUUUACAGCAAGGGUGGAGCGGAAUAUGACCUGAAAGCUACUGCACUUGAAAGCAUUGGUGUUGUGAGUGGAGGAUGCCCAGGAGGGCAGUGGGUUGUCAGUCUUGGGUUAUCUGGAUGGCUGUUCCAGGGUGGUUCAGCACCCCAGGCAAAACUCACUUCUUCCAGCUGACACCCUGCAGUGCCGCUAUUGGCAGCGAGGAAAAGGUGGGGUUGCUUUAGGAAACCUCUCCAGUAUUGCCAGGAGAAACUGGCUCCCAGAGUGUCCUUGUCCUUGCCAAGAUGUUGUGGUGCCAAGAGUGAAACCUUGUUAGGAGUCAGGCUCUCCCCAGGCACCCAUCUUCUUAAAGCACUGAGUCUCCUGCCACCACUUCCUUCCAUCUCCCUGAGCUCCACUCAUUGAGAAGAGUCCCUGAGGCUGCAGGCCCUCAAGCUGUGUGCCCUCUCUCUCCCAGCCCUCUGGCUCACCCAGAGCUCUGGAAAGGUGGCACUGUCUCCUAUGGGUGGCCCUGGCUGAUUGCAGGCAGGAGGUGUGUACUGAGCCAGAGCGGUGAUGGCUGCCAGAAGGGACCUCAAGGCCCAUCCAGUUACAAUCCCCUGCCGUGGGCAGGGACACCUCCCACUGGAUCAGAUUGCUCAAAGACCAUCCAACCUCAUCUUGAACAUCUCCAGGGAUUGGGCAGCCACCGCUUCUCUGGGCAACCUGGGCCAGGGCCUCCCUACCCUUAAAGGAAAACAUUUCUUCCCAAAAUCUCAUCUCAAUCUCCCCUCUUUCAGCUUAAGGAGGCAGAGUGUUGAGGAGGGGAGAGGAACCCCAGAGCCCUCCUUGCAUCCUUAAGUGCUGAAAGCAGUGAGGUCCCCGCCUUCCUGGCUGCGUUCCGCCUUCUGAGAGUGGCCAAACGGGAGAUUUCUUGGGCUCCUUUCAUUUGCCAGGACCCAGUUUUAUUCCCUUGCUGCUGUUUGAGCUUGGCAGGGAAGGUUGGGACACAGCUACGACAUGAAAACCACUGAGCAUGUGCUUAUGCAUCCUUAUCCCACAGGUAUUCUGGUCUGAAAGGGUUUUCUUCUAUGGUUAGUGCAAUAUGUAUUAUUUUUUCACUUCAAGGCAGCUUUUCUGUGUUUCCUAUUCAAAAUAUAUCACAAACCAACAGUAGAACCCCCUCCUUUGCACUAAGGGACUUUAGAGCCAGUAUUGGUUUACUCUUAUUCUUACUCUAGGCAGAAGAAAUAAGCUGUCCUGGUGGGAAGCACUUUUUCCUCCUCUGGUGUAGAAAUAACCAAGGGGAGGUGUUGCUACAAGAAGUUAAUGUUUAAAAUCACUCCAUUUUUCCUCUCCCCGGGGCUGGGGGAGAUGAGGAGAUGAGCAGUGCAGGUGUUGGAGCUGUGCCAAGUUGCACUGGUGGGAUCUGGUUCCCCACAUUUUGUAAUGCUGUGAAGUUCACUGGAAAUCUCUCCACUUGUCCCGCAGGGGAAACCACUUAAUUCUCGCUUCAAACCUAUUUCUCUGCAUCUAUCUUCCAUUGAGGAGGCUAAAUAAUCUGUUGAUGAAUGGCACGGUUCACUUUGAGGGUGAGAACUUGGUGCCUGGAGUGGUCAAAGGCUUCCUCAGUUCCUGCAGCUGUGGGGCUGUUGUGCCAUGCACAGUCCCUCCUGUUUGCACUUCAGGUGACUCCGGUUGCAGUCUUUGGGUUUUUCCUGUCUGUUUGCGGAUGUUUGGAGACGAUGAUGCACGCAUGUCACGUCUAGCAAUGCCAGUGACCUCCUAGGUUGUGUUAUUUUUAUGAAUUAAACUCCUCCUGUGGAACAGAGGGAGUCCUGUGAGCUGUCCUCCUGCCGCCGCCUCCUCCUGUUAAUGUUUAAUCGCCCUUUGACUCAUUCCUUUCCUCUCCAGCCGGGUCUGGCUGGGGCUGGUGAGGAAGAGCUGCCCUCCAGGGGCAUGAUGGAGGUUGUGAAUCAACAAAUCAACACUACUGGAUAAGGGAUGGAGGCAAGAGUGCAGCCCUGGAGAUGCAAUGUGGGAUGCACCCAGCUGCAGUGGAGCCUGGCUCUGGUCAGGGGAAUCACAGGCAGAGGAAUGGCUCCAUUGUUGCUCCUUGUCCUCACGGGUCAGCCCCGGUUGUGUGCUUCCUCUGUCCCAUCUCCAUCAGCUCCAGCAAGGCUCCCACUGUCCAGACUGCCUAACCUGCAAGUCUCGUGUCCUGCUGUUGGAGUGUCCAUCCUGUGACAAAGGCUCCAUCAUAUGAAUCCCAAACAAAAGGACUUUGGAUUCUGCAUCCAGGAGCUGUCUCUGAAGAUCUCUGGGAAGAGGACAUCUCUCUCGAUGUGCCUAGAGGCUCUGCCCUGCCUGCACCCUGCCUACCUCCCAUUCAUGUCAGGAUCCAUGCAGACAGCCACGCUCUGCUCCUUGCUGCUGCUCCAGGCUCCCACACCCUUUCCCAUGCCCAGGCAGGGCCCUGGUAACCUACACUCCCCUGAGGCGAGGCUGCACAGACUGGUACUGUGUCCCUUUGCUGGCCUUCAGGCUCAGUUUGCUGCCUUCCGGAUCAGUUUUCUUGGCCUUCGGGCCCGUUCUUCUGGCCUCAAGGACUAUUUUGCUGGCUUUCAGGCCAGUUUUUGUGACCUUCAGGCCCAUUUUGCUGGCCUUUGACCAGUUUUGCUGGCCUUUGGGCCUAUUUUGCUGGCCUUCAGGCCAGUUUUACUGGCUUUCCACCCAAUUUUGCUGGCCUCUAGACCAGUUAACCUUCCCAUCCGAGGUGCCUGUCUGACCCUUGUUCCUAACUAGGAGACAUUGAGACACAUCCCACCGCAGAUGGCCAGGGCUUAUGUCCAUGUCCCGUGCUGGCCAACGCUGGUCAGCCCAAGCCGCUGGCUUGCCGCAGCAGGAUGGGGAUAACCUGGAGCACACCUGAAGCCUCUAGGAAGCUGUGGCUUUGGUGCUCUCAUUUUGAUAUUAAUUACUGCACAGGGGCAAUUAGUGCUGGCAAAGCAGCCGAGAUGGCCUCUUGUUAUUGCUGCUGGAACAAAGACACACGGGAGCAUGGUGCCUUCAGCCAUAGAGCAGCUCCAUGGGCUGAUUCUCCUGGCUAUUCAGAUCUCACAGCACGAUCUCACAUCUCCAUCAGCUCUGAACCACAGCUGGUUUUCCCGACACAGGGAUACGAGGGGAGAGCAGGCGGUGGCUGAAACAUGGAGAAGAAGAGGAAAAACUUUCUGAAAAGGUUUCAAUGGGCUGGUGGUGAGGUUGUGUGUGUGGGGCGAUUUGGGCAA